Molecule: messenger RNA, 1122 nt
Organism: Carica papaya (papaya)
Lineage: Eukaryota; Viridiplantae; Streptophyta; Magnoliopsida; Brassicales; Caricaceae
Source: RefSeq, a predicted model, not a curated record
UCCUCUUCCCUUCCUCCUUCCUUUCUGACUCAGAGAAAGAACCGAGAGCUAAAACAGAGAUUAAACAACAUUACUGUUUUUUUUUCUCUGUUUUUCUUCUCUCUUUUUCUUUCUUUCCCUUCCUCUUCCUAUUAAUUUUGUUUUUGUUUUUUUUUUUUUUUCCUGUUUAUCAGUUUUCAAUUCUCGAUCUCCUCUUAUCCUUGUUGCUGUCUGAUCGGAUCACGCGCUUUUUAGGUCUUCCUCUGUCUUCAUUAAUCAUGGCAAGCCGUUAAUUAUUUAAUCCAUCAGAGGAUUGGGGUGUUGGAUUGAAGUUUUUGAGAGGAUCCAUUCGUCGCAUGGACGUUUGAGGUUUGGGUGUUCAGGGUUUGAAAUAUGUUCUGCUGCGGAGGUGCCGAGGAGGAAACCAACGGCCCCCCUUCUAACCAGUAUACAGCCCCUCCCAAGGCAGGAAAUCCGUACAAUGGCGGCAGCGAGAGGGGAGAGCCAAGGAGUUCGAAUGUGGUGAAAUCUGGAGCUCCACAAAAGGUUUUACCCAUCGAAAUCCCAGUUGUUCCAUUAGAUGAAUUAAAUCGGAUUACAUCCAAUUUCGGUUCCAAGGCGUUGAUCGGAGAAGGCUCUUACGGCCGAGUUUUCUACGGCCAGUUCAACGGCGCGGCGGCCGCCAUCAAGAAACUAGACACCAGUUCUUCAGAGCCCGACUCCGACUUCGCUACGCAGUUAUCAAUCGUUUCGAGGCUUAAACACGAGCAUUUCGUUGAGCUAAUGGGAUACUGUUUGGAAGCCAAUAAUAGAAUUUUGGUAUACCAGUUUGCCACACUUGGAUCUUUACAUGAUGUAUUGCAUGGGAGGAAAGGUGUACAAGGGGCGGAGCCGGGUCCAGUACUCAGCUGGAACCAGAGAGUUAAAAUUGCUUAUGGUGCGGCCAAAGGGCUGGAGUAUCUGCACGAGAAGGUUCAGCCGCCGAUAGUUCAUCGCGAUGUGAGAUCAAGCAAUGUACUGCUCUUCGAUGAUUUCAUGGCGAAAAUUGCAGAUUUCAACUUGACAAACCAGUCUUCUGACACGGCAGCUCGAUUGCAUUCUACCAGAGUCUUGGGAACUUUUGGUUACCAUGCUCCUGAGUAA